This is a messenger RNA of Annulohypoxylon maeteangense, 795 nucleotides long. RefSeq lists its product as uncharacterized. The record is from RefSeq and is a predicted model, not a curated record. The transcript is spliced from 2 exons. The coding region runs from base 1 to 795 and encodes 264 amino acids. Gene Ontology annotation, biological process: ubiquitin-dependent protein catabolic process via the multivesicular body sorting pathway; protein targeting to vacuole; protein targeting to membrane. Gene Ontology annotation, cellular component: ESCRT I complex. NCBI's taxonomy places the organism in Eukaryota, Fungi, Ascomycota, Sordariomycetes, Xylariales, Hypoxylaceae.
AUGUACACACCAACUCCCCCACCUCCGGUACCUCCGCCGAAACCCAGCAGCCACGAAGCUAGCCGCCUAGGAACACCCUCCGCCUCCAACUCUCCUCGCCCCCCGCCGCCGAUUCCAGACGACACUUUAGCGAGGGAUUCACAGGGAAAGGGCAAGUCGUCAGCCUCUAUAGAUGCGUCGGGUCUGAUCCCGGCCCCGAUUGCGGGCGGCGAGCACGAGAGCAUACCGGAUCCGGGCGACCAAUGGCUGCCCAAGAUUCUCGAGGAUAAAUCGAAACAAGACCUAGCAGACAUCCUCUCCUCCCCACCAACCCUCGACGCACUAACCCACGCACCGACCUCCGCACACCCAUCCCUCAUCCAAACCCGCGACGCCCUCCUCUCCGCGCUCGCCGAAAACGUCGGCCUCGCAACACACCUCACAGACCUCGAAGCCCGCCUCGCGGCCCAGCGCGCCCAGGCCCAAGCCCAACUCCUCAGCACACACGCGCUCGAACGCCAGUGGCGCGCCAAACAGGCCGAGAUGGACGCCGCGCUGGCGCCGUUCGCUCCGGGCGCGUUGUAUGCCCGGUUAGGACAGAGUUUGGGGGAGCAGGAGGCUGUGUGUCGGGCGCUUGAGGAGAGUUUUUUGGAGGGAGGGGGAGGGGGGGAUAGGGGUGGGGUGGAGGGGGAGUUGGCUUCGGAGCGGGAGGUGCUGGACUGGGUGAGACGGUAUAGGGAUGCGAAGAAGGUGCUGUAUUUGAGGCAGGAGAGAAGGGAGCGCUGGAAUGAACAUCGGGUUGGGGGGUGGCGGUGA